Molecule: messenger RNA, 442 nt
Organism: Racocetra persica
Lineage: Eukaryota; Fungi; Glomeromycota; Glomeromycetes; Diversisporales; Gigasporaceae
Source: the annotation of a GenBank genome assembly
ACAAGAAAGUACUAUUAUUCAACAAAGUAAUUUAAUAAAAGCAUUACAAGAAAAAAUAAUUGAAUUAGAAUCACGUAGUGAUGAAGAAUCAUUACAUGAAGUAUCACUUGCUAGUGGAAUGUUUGCUACAGAUCUUGAUGCGGUUGGUGGAUUCCGACUUUCCACCAUCCAUCCUUUACCAUCAGCGCCUCCAACUUCAGGUUCAAGAUCGUCAACUCCUGGGUGUGCAUCACCGACACCACGAAUCCCUCUUCCAUCUUCUCGACCGAACUCAAGAAACGGUUUAAAUAUAGACCUUUCUAAUACACCAGCAGUAGAACUUACAGUGGAGAUACAUAAAUUACAUAGGAAGGUUGCAAAAAUGGAAGGAGAAAGCCUUGAACAUCGACAACUUGUUGAAACGUUGGAAAAUUCAUUAACAGAAAGUGAGACGAAUCUUCGU